GGUGUCUGAUUUCUCCGUCUGGCACUGGAGAGGCUGUUGUUGUGUUUCGUACGCAGGUAUACCCAUAAAAUGGACAAAAUCGCUCUGCAAUCCGCCUGUUUAAUUCUUAUAACAGUCCUGGGAAAUGUUAGAAGCACGACUAUUACUUGUCAUUGUACAAAUUGUGACAACAAAACCUGCAGUACUGGGGGGGCAUGUAUGGUGAUUGCUACUCGAUAUUCAACAGGAGUGAUUGAGCACUAUAAAGGAUGUAGUACUGACGAACAUCGUUUUGUAUGUCCUAUGGAAGAUGAACCAGUUGAUCCAGAUGAGAAUGUAUACUGCUGUAGGACAGAUAUGUGCAACUUUGUAGCAAUAACUCUGCCAACAUUAACACCUUCCACAGUCUACAAACAAAAAGACUCAGAUGAUCAGAGUGGCAAUAAGCUGAGCACAGUAGGGGUGGCAGCAGCCAUUGCUGGCCCUAUGUGUGUGAUUUGUGCUCUAAUCAUGCUGUUCAUUUGCUGGCACCAAAAAAGGCAAAUGAAGAAACAGGGAGAGUUUCGGGAAGCAGAAGCAGCACUUCAGCCGGUGGAGGAUGAAGCAUUGAUUCCUCCAGGGCAAACUCUGAAAGAAUUAAUGGAUAUGUCAACAGGAAGUGGCUCUGGAUUGCCUUUAUUGGUUCAGCGUACCAUCGCAAGACAAAUCCAUUUGGUGGGACUCAUUGGUAAAGGCCGUUUUGGGGAGGUUUACCGAGGGGUGUGGAGAGGACAGAGUGUUGCAGUUAAAAUCUUUUCAUCUAGGGAUGAGUGCUCAUGGUUCCGUGAAGCAGAGAUCUAUCAGACAACCAUGUUGCGACAUGAAAACCUUUUAGGUUUUGUAGCUGCUGACAACAAAGAUAAUGGUGCCUGGACACAGCUUUGGUUGGUUACAGAUUAUUUAGAAAAAGGCUCUUUGUAUGACUAUCUUCAACUUGUUACUCUGGAUGUUGAAUCUAUGCUGAUGUUAGCAGUUUCAAUAGCCAGUGGACUUGCUCAUCUCCACAUUGAGAUUGUUGGCACCCAAGGAAAGCCAGCUAUUGCACAUCGUGACUUAAAAAGUAAAAACAUUCUGGUUAAAAGAAAUGGGACAUGUUGCAUAGGUGAUUUGGGUCUUGCUGUUCGCCAUAGUUCUGUUACUGACACAGUUGAUGUUCCUCCUGGGAACAGAGUUGGAACAAAGCGCUACAUGCCACCUGAAUUUUUAGAUGACAAUAUGCAUGUGCGGCACUUUGACGCAUACAAGCGAGGUGACAUGUAUGCAUUUGGUCUUGUGUUAUGGGAAAUUGCAAGGAAGUGUGUGUGUGGUGGAAUAUGUGAUGAAUAUCAGCUGCCCUACUAUGACAGAGUUCCUUGUGAUCCCAGCAUCGAAGAUAUGAGAAAGGUGGUCUGUGUGGAUAGGUACCGCCCUGCCUUUCCAAAUAGGUGGAUACAAGAUCAGACACUACAGUCUAUGUCCAAGUUGAUGAAAGAAUGUUGGUAUGCUAAUAGUGCUGCAAGACUUACAGCUCUGCGUGUUAAAAAGACUCUUACAGCACUGUGUCAGUUACAUGAUGUUGAUAUUAUGGUGUAGAGGGAUCCAUCAAGAAAAAUCUUGUACCACAAGUCUUAGAUGUGUUUAUCACUUGAGGACGUUGACAAUAGGAGGAACUCUCUGAUAUCCUCCGGGGCAAUGUGUAGGUCCUGUAAUGGGAUAGCACACGACCAUAUGUAAACGUCCUCCCUCACACAACUUGUCUACCAACACACUAUUGGCAUGGCUCUCAUAAAGUUUGCAGUUCAAACAGCAAUGCUACAUGACAGAGAUAAGGUAUGAUUUCUUUGUAACCAAGAAGUAUUCCCGUUUUUGUCUUGUAUUUAUGUCCUUGGCAUUGUCUAACCGUCCGUGGCACAAAGUGUUGGUACUCAUCAGAAACAAUGAUCCUGACUUCUUUUUAUGUAAGAACCUGAAUACAAAGAUAUGCUGGAAUUGAAAAACUGUUGAAAAAGACUUGCAUUUUGAUAACAACUGUACAACUAUGUAACGGACAGGUUCUCCUUCUUGGUCGUUUUUAUAUGUUUCAAAUGGGAAUUCAGAAUAGAGCUGAAUAGUUUUUAAAUCGUUAACAUUCCAUAUCCAAUUAUUCAAGGGUGGAUACUUUGCUGUGAGGGCUAAACUUUCACAAACUAAUCCUCAAAAUAUUGAAUACCAUGCAUAAGAUAGCUGCUCUGCUGUUACUAACUCCAAGAUGAAGCGUGUUUGUUGCAUUCAAAUUGCGAUACAAUUGUUUAAGGUGGUUCUCACGUUUAAAAAAAGUGUAUUUUUAAACAAAUUUUUAUCUUCGUAAACUGGUGGUAUAAGGUAAGUACAUGAAUGUUCAUAAUAAAUACAUUGUGACUGUAAUGCACCAAAGAAAAAUGUGAAGAGAAACAAUUUUAGAAUCCACGAAAUCUUCCUUGAUAUCCGUUCUUUAGAACGCUGUACUGUACCUUGUGAAUAGUUGUAAAUAAAGCAAAUGCUUCGCGUGCAAGGGGCAUGGGAGAAACUGAAGGGUGUAAACUGCAGUGAACAGAGUCAGAGUGUAAUCAGUAAAAACUUCAUUAAACUGUU
Pocillopora verrucosa is the source of this 2607-nucleotide messenger RNA. Its product is annotated as TGF-beta receptor type-1-like. Gene Ontology annotation, cellular component: activin receptor complex; plasma membrane. Lineage: Eukaryota; Metazoa; Cnidaria; Anthozoa; Scleractinia; Pocilloporidae. Gene Ontology annotation, molecular function: activin binding; ATP binding; activin receptor activity, type I. Gene Ontology annotation, biological process: nervous system development; cellular response to growth factor stimulus; protein phosphorylation. The record is from RefSeq and is a predicted model, not a curated record.